AUGGCUACAGAGAACGAAUACGAUCGGGACAUUGUUCUUACUAUACUCAAACUAUACCAGCUUAAUCCAGACAAAUUUGAUGAAAGCGUGGUUCGCUUGGUUCUUCUGAAAACGUUGAUGGUUUUGCCGGGAAGCGACUUUGCACUUGCGAAGUGCCUCAUCGAUUCAAACCGAUUAGGAUCACAGGAACUGAAGCGAGUUCUGGAUCUUGGAAGCGUACUUGAGGCUUGUGAUUUCGCCGUUUUCUGGUCACUCAUGAAAGGAGAAUAUAAGCCAAGCACAGACAUUACUGAACCUUUCAAAAUUCCACAAGAAGUACCUCGUAUGGUCAAAGCUGUAGCUGGUUUCGAAGAAGCAGUCCGUAUUUAUGCCUGCAGAGUAAUCAGUGUAACAUUCCAAAACAUUGAGAAAUCGGUUCUGAGCCGGUUACUUGGCGGUGCCACAGACAAGCAGGUUGCUGGAUAUGCAAAGAAGUUUGGAUGGGAAGAAAAGCCGGAUGGUAUCUAUUUCAUCGCAAAUCAUGAAGCAACAAUCCGCACUAGGAACAUUGACGAGAAAUUGCAAUUUACCAGUGCGUUUUGUUUCUUUUCUUUUUUGUAA
Cooperia oncophora is the source of this 600-nucleotide messenger RNA. The record is from the annotation of a GenBank genome assembly. NCBI's taxonomy places the organism in Eukaryota, Metazoa, Nematoda, Chromadorea, Rhabditida, Trichostrongylidae.